Chrysemys picta bellii (western painted turtle) is the source of this 2767-nucleotide messenger RNA. RefSeq names its product periphilin 1 (gene PPHLN1). NCBI's taxonomy places the organism in Eukaryota, Metazoa, Chordata, Testudines, Emydidae. The record is from RefSeq and is a predicted model, not a curated record. Gene Ontology annotation, biological process: negative regulation of gene expression, epigenetic; negative regulation of DNA-templated transcription; protein localization to heterochromatin. Gene Ontology annotation, cellular component: nucleoplasm.
GUUCCGGUUACGUCACGACAGGCGCCGGAAGUGGCCUGGGACCACGAACCGGGCCCGCUGUCGCUUUAGGGGAGAGACACCACGAGCCGGCGCGUGGGGGGUUGGAGAGAACUGCAAAGAAAACUACAUUCAAGGAACUUUAAGUUCAUGAUGGAGAGUUUGCAUCAGGAACUAAUUGAAUGGGACUUCAAAUACUGGUUGAUAAAAUAGACCCAAAAUGGCCUAUAGAAGAGAUGAAAUGUGGUCUGAAGGACGAUAUGAGUAUGAAAGACUUCCAAGAGAACGACUCCCACCAAGAAUUCAUUCUGACGAGUCAGCAAAAUUUCUCCAUUUUCAACAAACUGGAAACCAGAUAAGUUUGAACAGGGAUGACUACCAUAGAGUAGUUAAUGUUGCACCCAAGAAACCACCACUACUAGAUAGACCUGCAGAAGGAAGUUACAGUAGAUAUGAUGAUUAUAGUCAUGUUGACUACAGAGACUAUGAGGAGGGCCGCAGUUUUGCCCAUGAACGAAGAAGUGGCCCACCACAUAGAGGGGAGGACCCAGGAUACAGAUGGCCAAGGGAAGACUAUUCCAUAAGUCGACAGCCUGAGUACAGGGACAUCAGAGAUGGCUUAAGAAGAAAAAGCUUCUAUCCUUCUCAUUAUUUGAGAGAGAGAUCCCCUCAUAAGAGGGACUCUCCUUUCUUCAGGGAAUCGCCUGUGAGCCGAAGGGAUUCUCCACACAGCAGAUCCGGCUCCAGUGUCAGCAGUAGGAGCUACUCCCCUGAAAGAAGCAAAGCCUAUUCUUUCCACCAGUCCCAGCAUAGCAGAAGUAUGUCAUCUUUACAUAAAAGAAAUAUUUCUCAGCAAGGUAAAGAGAGAGCUUCUGCUCAGUCACUGAAAACGUCAAGAGAUGCAUCCCCAUCAGGUUCCACAGCAGUACCCUCUUCAAAGGUCUUGGAUAAAAGCAGCAGGUUGUCUGAAAAGGAACUUGCAGAGGCUGCAAGCAAAUGGGCAGCUGAAAAAUCAGAGAAGGCUGAUGAAAGCAAUUUACCUGAAAUUACUGAAUAUGAUGCGGGGUCCUCAGCUCCAUUAUAUGUUGAACGGACAGAAGAAACAGAGACAAAUAUAACAGAUAGUACAGAAUUGUAUGAAGACAACCAGCUUCUUGGCCGCUCAAAAGCAAUUGCAACAAAAACCAAAGAGAUUGAACAGGUUUACAGACAAGACUGUGAAACCUUUGGCAUGGUAGUGAAGAUGCUGAUUGAUAAAGAUCCUUCAUUAGAAAAGUCCAUUCAGUUUGCCCUGAGACAAAAUUUGCAUGAGAUAGGUGAGCGAUGCAUUGAAGAACUUAAACAUUUCAUUGCUGAAUAUGAUGCUGCCAAUCAAGAGUUAGCAGAGUCCUUUAAAGAGGGUGCAUAUUAAGAACAAAAAUAUGCUUUUAGAUUUUCCAUAUUGUAUAUGCCGUUAAUAUAUAAAUAUGCUUUUUGUGGAGAAGGGGAAUACUUGCUGGAGAUUUGAACCCAAGGCCCAUGUUCCUUCAUAGUAGCUGACUAUAGAUUGUUCAUUGCCCAGGCCAUUUAAUUGUGUUCUUCUAAUGUGUAUUUGUUUUGUGACAUUUAUUCCUUUGAAAAGGAUACAUGUUUCAAUAAUGAUGUAAAGUGACAAACUACUUUUGAAAGCCUUUACACAAUUACCUAGAAAAAAAGAUUUGCUCCAUGUAUGUAUACUUUUGUUUCAAUGUUUAGAAGUGUAAGUAAGCACUGUAUUUUUAUUAAAAUAACAAGAAGCAGUUCUUCAUUCCUCAGCUUAUAUUCAAAAACAUGGAUGUUCUCUUGUUUAUACAUGCUAUAGAAAAACUUGCAAGGUUGUUCAUGACCAUAGUUUACUUUUAUCAUUUAUUUUUGGCAUGUGGUUUUAAAGUUCAGGUCCAUUCUGAAAAAUGACAUCUAGGGAUUCCUUAUUUGACUCAGUGACUACCAGAACAAUUUGCUCACUUGACAAGGGAAGUGAUGUCUUUUCUAAUUUUAGCUCUUCAAACUCUACUUAAUAUCCUAAAGACAAGCUGGGUUGUUUUCUUCUUAUGUAUCAUCAGUAUAAAACUGGUUUGGUAGGCUGAAUUUGGCUUUCAGUUACAUCUGUGCAGCUGAGGGCAGAAUUUUCCCUGUGGUUCAAACUUAGUUAACAGUUCUGUUUGAUACUUAGAGCAAUACAGGGCUAACUAGAGUUCUUUUAAAAAGUGAAAAAAAUAAUUGUGACAGAAGAAAAGCAGAUCCACUGGGCAACAGAGUACUAAAAAAGGCAAAAAAACAUCAGUGAAAUUUCUGAAAAGUGAUUAAGAUCAGUUUGUGGUACCUUGUUAAAAUUAAGAAGCUGCAUCUUCAUUUUUAAAAAGAGAUUGGCAUAUUAAACAUUCCACCUUAGACAGUUACAAAAUUUGUAAGACAUAUUACACAGAGGUUAGCAGAUGCAGAGCUAAGCUCCUUGUAUCUAUCUGUAUUAUAUAACAUGUUUGAAACAAAAUGAAAAGAGCUAAUGACUCUAAAACAGACCACUUCUAUGACGUGUAGGCUGCUUCACCUAACAGAAAUACUGUGAGCCCCAUUCUGCAGACAGUCAUGUGUAGUAUCAUUAACUUCAUUGGGACUACUUACAGGGGAGUAAACUAAUGCAUGGUAAUCAUUUUGUAUGCAGAAGUUGGUGUGUACUCAGAUCCACCAUUCCCGUUCUCCACAAUGGGUUGCACCUUUCUGAUAUAGGAAUUCAAUAAACAUGUCGACAUCA